AUUUCUGAUAGUUUUGAAGGCAUCACGGCCCGGGGGCGUGGCUUGAGACGGCUGAAACAGGCAGAUUAGUAAAAGUGAGCUGGUGAUAUUAACGUUUUCUUGCUGUAGAACAGAGUUAAACCGUUGUCAUGACGACUCUGGAUGACAAGAUACUGGGAGAGAAGCCUCAGUACUACUACAGCAGCAGCGAGGACGAAGGCAGUGACGAUGAAGAGGGGCAGAGCAAGAUCAUUCGAGAUGGGAAUGCAGAGGAACCCGAGAUCGACUACAGCGUGGAUGGAAGUUCUGUCAAUACAGGACCCAAGGGUGUCAUUAAUGACUGGAGGAAAUACAAGCAGCUGGAGGUGGAACAGAAACAGGAGCAGAAAAGAGAGAUGGAAAGACUGAUAAAGAAGCUGUCCAUGACCUGCAGGUCAGACCUGGACCAGGAAAAGGACAAAGAAAAGCAGAAAGAGCUGCAGAACAAGAUCCAAGGAAAAAUGACCAUGCAGGAGUACAACAUGCUUCAGGAAGAUGAAGAUGACGAAGACUUCCUGCAGCAGUACCGGAUGAAGCGCAUUGAGGAGAUGAGGCGUCAGUUCUGCAGAGGGAAGCGCUUCCAGCAGGUAUACGAGCUGAACAGCGGAGAAGACUUCCUGGAAGCUUUGGACAAAGAGGACAAAAGCACGCUGAUUAUGAUCCACAUCUAUGAGCCCGACGCCCCGGGGUGUGAGGCCAUGAGUGGCAGCCUGAUGUGCCUGGCCCAGGAGCAUCCUCUGGUAAAGUUCUGCAGCGUGCGCAGCUCGGCCAUCAGCAUCAGCGACCUGUUCAGGGAGAGCGCUCUGCCCGCGCUGCUGGUCUACAAAGGCGGGGACCUGAUCGGUAACUUCGUUCGGCUCACAGACCAGCUCGGGGAGGACUUCUUUGCAGUAGACGUGGAGGCCCUGCUGCAGGAGUAUGGCCUGCUGCCCGAGAAGUCCUCAAUCGUUCCUAAAACUGUUCGUAAUGGGGCUAUUAUCCAGAGCGCCGUAAGUGACGAGGACUCAGACCUCGACAUAGAUUAGACUUCUCUUUGCUUGAGAAACAUGCAAUGCAAUCUGCUUGGACUCUACAUCUCACUUAUAUCUGUGGACCCCUGCAGUGAUUACAGACUCACAUGUAACCAUUAACCUUGCAGCACUGAAGCUCAACCAAAAGUUUUCUCACUUACUCCUGUUCCACCCAGUGUUGGUGCUAGCGUCUCUUAACCUUGUAAACGUGUUUGUUUAAUCUGCAGCAAGAAAUAGCAUCUCAUCAUUAAGUCACUUCUAAGAUUUGUCUCUAUUUCCUCUGAUGUAUUGCCAAUAUCUGCAAACAGCUGCAGUGGAAACACCUUUUGUUUUCAGGAGUAAACCGUUGUCUUAGUAGAACAAUUCUUAUUACAGAAUGAAAAAGAAUGAAUCUUUAUGAAAGCUUUGAUCUUCUAGCUUCACAUGGCAUGCAUAAAUAACAGCUGCUGACAAUCCUUUUUUAAAUUUCGGUGACAAAUAGCAGUGGCGUUCACCAACAGACGAGAGAAGCAUCUGCAAUACAUCACUUCACCGUUAAUCUCCCUUGGAUUAACAAAACCAGACAUGAAAUUCAUUUUUUUUGUUUGUUUGCAUAAAAAGUUGCUGUUAGUCUCCCUAAAGUGAACGGUUCUUGGGUUGGGGUGGGGGGUGGGGGUGUUCUGUUUGAAAGUUACUGACCGGCUUCAAAGCAAGCUGUCUGAUGGACGAGGAAAUAAACUGUUCUAGUCUUGUCAUGUCAUUCCACGUUGACAUAGAUUAUAUUUAUUAAAUAUCAGCAAUUUUGUGAGGAUCUUAUUAUGCAAAUAAAGAUGCUGUAGUUCCUAUGUUUGUGAUAUCUAUUUGUUGUGUUAAAAAGAAAGACAUUCCCUUUCUUUGUUUGAUUGAUCCUGUCGAGGUCUCUUCCUCCCUUAGGCUUUUGUUUGUUUUCUUCUGUGUUCUUCUCAAAUAAACAGUAAAUAAACUGCAACACAUUUUGA
Oryzias latipes (Japanese medaka) is the source of this 2005-nucleotide messenger RNA. It is a transcript of the gene pdcl, whose product is annotated as phosducin-like. Gene Ontology annotation, biological process: heterotrimeric G-protein complex assembly; regulation of G protein-coupled receptor signaling pathway. The record is from RefSeq and is a predicted model, not a curated record. NCBI's taxonomy places the organism in Eukaryota, Metazoa, Chordata, Actinopteri, Beloniformes, Adrianichthyidae. Gene Ontology annotation, cellular component: cytoplasm.